GCCACGGGACCUGUCGCGAGACACAUAAACUUCGCGCUUCUCAGGCCCCUCCACCGCUGUCCCCUUCCAUCCCGAGCUCCGGAACCUGCUCGGUCCUCAUUUGCAGUUCUUGACUCCCCGUAUACCUGUGCAGAUGGCCCAGGUGCUUCGAUUCUAUGUCUGUUUUUCUGGUCAUGAGGGAGCAGCUUCUAGUCACACCAAGAGGAAACUCAAGGAGAAGCUCACUCAGCUACAGGUUGUGGAGACAGAGCUAUGCUACAAUGUGAACUGGACAGGUGAGACUCUCCCAAGCCUCCAGGAGACAAAGAAGCUGGAAUGGCUGUUUGGAUGUCCCUUGGAGUCAAAUGAUGUGGCAAGAGAGUCUUGGCUUUUGUCAGGUCCCAAUGACUUACUGCUUGAGGUGGGACCUAGGUUGAACUUUUCUAGCCCAGCAUCUACCAACAUUGUGUCUGUGUGCUGGGCAGCUGGGCUGAGAACUGUGGAUCGCGUGGAGACUACUCGACGUUACCGGCUCACUUUUACCUCUGCCCCUUCAGCUGAGGAGAAGGCUGUUGCAUUAGCUACUAUCCAUGAUCCGAUGACAGAACAGUACUUCUCCCAGCCUAUUCAGACCUUCUCUACAGGAAAUCCCCCUGCUCCCUGCAAUGAUCUCAUUGACAUCCUGACUGAGGGAAGAACUGCUUUGGAGAAAGCCAAUAAAGAGCUAGGCUUGGCCAUGGACUCCUGGGACCUGGAUUUUUACACCCGUCGCUUUCAGGAGCUGAAACGUAACCCCAGCAUGGUGGAGGCCUUUGACCUGGCUCAGUCAAAUAGUGAACAUAGCCGUCACUGGUUCUUCAAGGGUCGACUUUGGGUAGAUGGGCAAGAGCUGGAGCAUUCAUUAUUUGAUGCCAUAAUGAGUACCCAGGCAACUUCUAACCCCAACAAUGUCAUUAAAUUUUGUGACAACAGCAGUGCUAUCCAGGGUCAAGAAGUACAAUCCCUGUGCCCUGAGGACCCUUCCAAACCCAGCUGUUUUCAGGAGAAGACAGGGAUAAGACAUGUCAUCUUCACAGCAGAGACCCACAAUUUUCCCACUGGUGUUGCUCCUUUCAGUGGUGCCACCACAGGAACUGGUGGCCGGAUUCGUGAUGUACAAUGUACAGGCCAAGGAGCCCAUGUCGUGGCUGGCACUGCUGGCUAUUGCUUUGGCAAUCUUCACAUCCCAGGCUAUAGUUUACCCUGGGAAGAUCCAAAUUUCCAGUAUCCAAGGAACUUUGCCCACCCUCUUGAAGUUGCAAUUGAAGCAAGCAAUGGGGCCUCUGACUAUGGGAACAAGUUUGGGGAACCAGUGCUGGCAGGCUUUGCCCGGUCCCUGGGGCUCUGUCUCCCAAACGGGCAGAGGCGGGAAUGGAUCAAACCAAUCAUGUUUACUGGUGGUAUUGGAUCCAUAAAUGCUGAGCAUGUGAACAAGGAAUCUCCUAAACCAGGCAUGGAUGUUGUGAAAAUUGGGGGGCCUGUCUACAGGAUUGGGCUUGGAGGUGGAGCUGCUUCAUCCAUCCAGGUUCAAGGGGACAAUGCUAGUGACCUAGAUCUGGGAGCAGUGCAACGGGGUGACCCUGAGAUGGAACAGAAAAUGAACCGGGUAAUCCGAGCCUGUGUAGAAGCUCCUGGAAGGAAUCCUAUUUGUAGCCUCCAUGACCAAGGAGCUGGUGGCAAUGGAAAUGUUUUAAAGGAGUUGAGUGAUCCAGCUGGAGCCAGGAUCUAUACCAGUUGCUUUCAGUUGGGGGACCCAACAUUGAAUGCACUGGAAAUCUGGGGAGCUGAGUACCAGGAGUCAAAUGCCCUGUUGAUGAGAUCUUCUCAUCAGGAUUUCAUGAACCAAGUCUGCUCUCGAGAACGAUGUCCUGUCUGCUAUGUUGGAACCAUCACAGGGGAUGGACGGAUUGUGUUAGUAGAAGACCGGAAAUGUCUUGUGGGGAAACAGAAUCAUGGGGAUGCACUUCCCUCAACCCCUGUGGACUUGAAACUGGACUGGGUGCUGGGGAAGAUGCCCCAAAAGGAGUUCUUCCUUGAGAGAGUCCCCUGUGUUCUGCAGCCCUUGGUUUUGCCCCCUGGGUUACGUGUCCUUCAGGCUCUGGAUCGGGUCCUUCGGCUACCAGCUGUGGCCAGUAAGCGCUACCUUACUAAUAAGGUAGACCGGUCAGUGGGUGGCCUGGUGGCUCAACAGCAAUGCGUGGGACCACUACACACACCUCUGGCUGAUGUGGCAGUGGUGGCAUUGAGUCACAGGGAUCUGGUGGGGGCAGCCACAGCUAUAGGGGAACAGCCAAUCAAGAGCCUGCUGGACCCCAAGGUGGCUGCUCGCCUGGCUGUGGCAGAAGCCCUUACCAACCUGGUGUUUGCGCAGAUUACUGAUCUUCGGGAUGUGAAAUGCAGUGGAAACUGGAUGUGGCCAGCUAAGCUUCCUGGCGAUGGAGUAACUCUGGCAGAUGCCUGCAUGGCCAUGGCAGCUGUCAUGUGUGCCCUGGGGGUAGCUGUGGAUGGUGGCAAAGACUCCCUUAGCAUGGCUGCUCGUGUCGGAAAUGAAACUGUGAGGGCUCCUGGAUCUUUAGUCAUUUCAGCCUAUGCUGUUUGCCCUGACAUAACGGCUACCGUGACCCCAGAUCUCAAGAACACUGGAGGGCAAGGACGUCUUUUAUAUGUGCCACUGAGCCCUGGACAACACCGACUGGGGGGCACAGCCCUGGCUCAGUGCUUCUCCCAGCUUGGGACAGAGCCUCCCGACUUGGAUAUUCCAGAGAACCUUGUUUUGGCCUUCAAUGUUACUCAAGGGCUGCUGAAAGACCAUCUCUUGAGUUCUGGCCAUGAUGUCAGUGACGGAGGUCUCAUCACUUGCAUCCUGGAGAUGGCAUUUGCUGGGAAUUGUGGGAUAGAAGUGGACUUGCCCUUUCCUGGGACUGAUGUGUUGCCAGUGCUUUUUGCAGAGGAAUUGGGUUUGGUACUUGAGGUACAAGAGCUAGAUGAAGCCCAGGUCCAGAAGCGCUAUCAGGAUGCUGGCCUCACCUGCCUUUCCAUAGGCCACACAGCUGGAGAUGGCCCCCAUGCUGUGGUUCAGGUGGCAGUGAAUGGAACAGUUGUUGUGAAGGAGACAGUGGGGCAGUUACGUGCAUUAUGGGAGGAAACAAGUUUUCAGUUGGAGCGAUUGCAAGCUGAGCCAAGCUGUGUAAAUCAGGAGGAGGCUGCAUUGAGAGAACGGAAAGGACCCCGCUACAGCUUACCACUGUCUUUUUCUACUAAAACCUCUGUUCCCCAUGUACCUGGAGGCCCUGCCCCUCGAGUUGCCAUACUUCGGGAGGAAGGAAGCAAUGGAGACCGAGAGAUGGCAGAUGCCUUCCAUAUGGCUGGGUUUGAGGUUUGGGAUGUGACAAUGCAGGAUCUUUGCUCAGGGGCCAUUGGACUGGACACAUUCCAAGGUGUGGCCUUUGUUGGUGGUUUUAGCUAUGCAGAUGUCCUUGGGUCUGCAAAAGGCUGGGCAGCAGCUGUGAACUUCAAUGUCCAUGCAGGAACAGAAUUGCGACGCUUUCGUCAGCGAACAGAUACUUUUAGCCUGGGUGUUUGUAAUGGUUGCCAGCUAUUAGCUCUGCUUGGCUGGGUUGGGAGAGACCCUAAUGAGAAUGAGAAAGACCCUACCCCUAAUACUUCCGACACUCAGCCUGGCCUUCUCCUUCGGUCUAACAUUUCUGGUCGCUUUGAGUCAAGAUGGGCUACAGUGCGUGUAGGGCCUGGACCAGCUCUUAUGCUUCGGGGAAUGGAGGGUGGAGUGCUGCCAGUAUGGAGUGCCCAUGGAGAAGGUUAUAUGGCUUUCUCAUCCCCUGGACUCCAGGCUCAACUGGAAGCAAAAGGCUUGAUCCCACUCCAUUGGGUAGAUGAUGAUGGGAACCCUACUGAUCGCUACCCUUUAAAUCCUAACGGCUCUCCGGGUGGUGUGGCUGGUGUUUGCUCCCAGGACGGCCGACAUUUGGCACUCAUGCCCCACCCUGAAAGAGUUGUGCGGCCCUGGCAGUGGGCAUGGCAACCACCUCCAUUUGACAGUCUACCUACUUCACCUUGGCUGCAACUUUUCAUUAAUGCCCGACAGUGGUGCCAAGAAGGCUGCUAAGAACAGAAGGAAGAAUAAGAUACCUUUUGGCUUGCUCUUAUUUUCUUUAUUUUUUUCUUAUCAAUUACAUGUGAAAAUCUUCACAACAUUCCUUUUUUUUUUUAAACCCUUACCUUAUGUCUCAGAAUUAAUACUGUGUAUUGGUUCCAAGGCAGAAGAGCAGUAUGGGCUAGGCAAUGGGGGUUAAGUGAUUUGCCCAGCUAGGAAGUGUUUGCGACCACAUUUGAACCCAGGACCUCCCAUCUCUAGGCCUGACUCAAUCCACUGAGCCACCCAGCUGCCCCUAGAACAUUCCUUUUAAAAUUUUUUUGAGUUCCAAAUUCUCUCUCCCCUUCAGCUAUUUAAUAUAGAUCAUACAUAGGUGUUUUACAUAUAUAUUCAAAUGGAAUUUGAAAGUGUGAGGAAAUGUCAGGCAGCUCCUGCAACAGCUUCUCUGCCUCUGGUUAAGCUUCAGCCCCACUAGUAGUCUUUACUGGGCCAUCAAUUUCUCCAUUAUAAUAAAGUCUUUUUAAAGACUGCUCAGAACAGCUGGCUAUAUUGCCAUUUUCCAUUUUUGUAAUUACUCUCAACCCUUUGAUUCUCUAGGUAGGGGAGAGAAAAAAGAAAAAAGGGAAGAUCCACCCAAAAAGGAUGUAUACAUUGAGUCUAGAUCCAGAGUAUCUGAAUGGAUUGCAGAGAGCCUAGAAAGUUGCUGUUUUUUAGUCCUUAGCUUUACAGAUAAGGAAUCUGAGGCAAAUUGUCAUUAAGUGACUUGCUUAGGGUCACAACAGUGUGAGACCAGAUUUUUUUUUUCAGAUUAACUGUAGAGACAGUAAACAAAAUGUAUUUUAUUUUAAAAGAACACAUGGAAUGGAAGUGUUUUUGAAACAAAGAUAGUUAAUCACUGCUUUUAAACUUCUUUGUGAAGUUUGUGAAUGCACUUACCUGUUUUGACCACACUGUAUGUUCUCUUGAUUGUGAAUAAAACAUUUAUUUUGUUCUUUCCUUUCA
This is a messenger RNA of Monodelphis domestica (gray short-tailed opossum), 5131 nucleotides long. RefSeq names its product phosphoribosylformylglycinamidine synthase (gene PFAS). Gene Ontology annotation, biological process: 'de novo' IMP biosynthetic process. NCBI's taxonomy places the organism in Eukaryota, Metazoa, Chordata, Mammalia, Didelphimorphia, Didelphidae. The record is from RefSeq and is a predicted model, not a curated record. Gene Ontology annotation, cellular component: cytoplasm. Gene Ontology annotation, molecular function: phosphoribosylformylglycinamidine synthase activity.